AUGUGGAUUAUACGCAAAUUUCUUGGAUGUAUUCUGUUGCUGGGAGGAUUCGGUGCAGUAUCUGGGGAACCAAUCACAUGUGCUUAUUACAGAAAUGAAAACGACGAUAGUACGCUUGAAAUUCAUGCAGAUUUUGGUAUUCUAGACAUGGUGACCAAUACUACGAUAACAUGCACUGAAACGGAAGACCCACCAUAUUGCUUUACUGCCUGGAAAGAACACUCUCAGGAAAACAAAAAUAUCAUUCUUCAAGGUUGUUGGCCUUACACAAGCGGAACUAAACCAUGUAUUGGCGGAUCUGAUUGCGUUGCAACGGUGAACAAAGUGAGCAACGAAACAGUACAAUUUUGUUGCUGCGAGGGGGACUUAUGCAAUAUGAAUGUGUCUUCUGUUUAUGUACCUGCCACUGUGUCCCCAGAUAGUAUCCUUCCAACUCAAGAUUACAUCGUAGACAAAAGAAUAAAUUAUAGAGAGGAAACAAUCAUCAUUGCCUUGGCAUCGGUUUGUGCUGUCGCUAUAGUUACUGUCGUCGUUUAUCUUGCGUAUCGUCUAUGUCUUGGGUCGCGGAAAAUGAACAUGUCAAAUGGAUCCAUUGAUGAUACCCGGUCAUCUUCACCGUCGUUUGAUGUGGAUAAUCUUAAACUCAUGAACAAAGUCGGCACUGGACGAUUCAGUAACGUUUGGAAGGGAUCACUGAAUGAAUCACCAGUCGCAGUUAAAGUUUUUCAAGCUCCUUAUAGACAAUACUUCCUGAACGAACGUGAAAUUUACUCACUCCCAUUCAUGGAUCACAAUCAUCUUCUUCGUAUGAUCGGUGCCGAAGAACAGUAUGUUGGAACGAUACGGUACAUGUCACCCGAGGUCCUGGAUGGAGCGGUCAAUUUACGUGAUUGUGAGGUAGCAUUGAAACAAGUUGAUGUGUAUGCAAUGGGACUUGUGUUGUGGGAAAUAGCCACUAGAUGCUAUGAUCUUUUCCCAGGUGGUCCUGUACCAGAAUAUGAACUCCCUUUCAUGUCUGAAAUUGGUAGCCACCCAUCAUUUGAAGAUGUACAAGUGUUUGUAUCCCGAGAGAAAAGACGUCCAGCAUUUCCAGAUGCAUGGAAAAAGAACCAUCAUGCUAUUCGUUCACUGAAAGAAACAAUGGAAGACUGCUGGGAUCAGGACGCUGAGGCCCGAUUGACAGCGCUGUGCGUUGAAGAAAGGAUGAUGGACCUGAUGAAUUUGUGGGACAAAAAUCAUUCUGUUAGCCCAACUGUGAACGCUACCUCCACUGGUGGUACUGGUACAACGCAAACACUGACUGAUCAUACUGGAAACACAAAUCAGAAUCAACGGGGUGUUGUUGGCGGCGUUGGAGUUGUCAGCAUGACAGAUGUUAUGGAUCAUAAUAGUAACUUCACAAGUAGCGACCGUACAAUGGGUCGUACACAGCAUUUGCAAGAAGUGCCAAGAACUGUUCACAGAGAGGAAGCACUCUUAGACCGAAAUGCCAAUGUGGAACGAGCAAUGUCACAGCGUCGAGCCUUGCUUGCAGAUCACUCAACAUCAACAAGUUCUACUGCCGAAAAGAACGUGUUAAGUGGUCUAGGCUUGGAUCGCCAUAGCAAUCAUCUGUCCCCUGAUACCAUAAGUACAAGUCUUUCAGCGACCUCUGAUAUUAACCUUGGUGAAUUCAGUUGUGCUCAGUCUGUUGACCCCAAAAACUUACACCACUCGGAUGAAGACGUUCAAGGAGCAACUACAGAUUUGAAGUUUAGCGGUGGCUAUGGACCCUGCCUAGAAUAUUCGGCACACAGUGAGCCAUCCACAUCACCCAGCAGACCGCUUAUGUUGUCAGAGAUGAGACCUAGCUUGGCAAGAGAUCUUAUGACCGAUAACCUUUCUAAUUCGCACACAAGUGUACGACCCAAACAACAGAAUACUGGACACAAUUACCAUGGUAACCCACCUUGGGGUCAGAUGACAGUUAAUCAGGCACGAGCACGUACUGGUAGUCAAGGAAAGUUUAAGGUAGACACAAACCGACACCGAGAACAGUUAAUUGCGCAAAGACGCCAUCAUUCAGUCGAUAGCCGACCAGCUCAGCUGCAGCCUGGAAUGAACAUUGGUGGGCGCUUGAUCAACCCGCUGAAUGUCAAUGAAUUUGAAGAACUUAAUAGACAGGCAGAGAAUGUCCCCCAACAACGUAGUAAUUCUCCACUAACACUCCCAGAUAAUCCCACAUUGAGUUACCACGAUGACCGUGUCAAGCGACCAACAUCUUUAGCUCUGAGUGCUGGCUUGAAUGGGAUGAAAAAAAAACUUGUGGCUAUGUAUGUUCCCGGUCGUAGUUCAAAAAGUGGCGUCCAAACAGGAAUUGCCAAAAUGGAGGCAAGUGACCCACACUGCCACCAGGCGACAGUUGCGCACAAUGACCGAACAUCAAAAGGCAGGGGAAACAUUAGCAACAAAGUUGUUAAACAGGCAUCAACAAAAGUUGAAAUCACUCAACAGCCAGAGAGGUUAGCUACUGCAGCUGUCCAACAACAUCAGCCGAGUGGACGAUUGCGAAAAGAUGGAUAUGAGUUGGUGAGCACACAGUCCGAUGGUGACGAUCGAAAACAAACCCCAGCUGUUGUUCCUCGACCAACUGCUGUAACACAGUUAUCUCAAAAUUCUUUGGAAGGUUCACAUUCGCCAAGUAAGGUGGACAAGAAAAAUAAAAGACGGGGCACUCCCUAUAAACUUUUAGCAGGCAGGUUUUCAUUACACGAGGACAGUAAAAGUGAUAUAAAUUUCAGGGAGAAUGGAAAAGGGAAAGACAGAAGGAAAGCAGUCAGUGUUGACAUUGAUUGCAUGAAUACGUUAUCCUUAUCAAGCACUGAUCUCAACAAAGUACAUAUACCGAAUACACCACCGAUUGGAAGUAGCCAAUCAGAAAGCUCCUUACAUCAGAAUGGUAACUCAGUACAGUGUCCUAAUAACAAAGUCACUCUUAUUGGACAAGCACAAAAUGUGACCUCACCACCGAAUAAUAGUACAAACAACAACACAGCUCUCGAAAAUAAAGUGAAUUCACAAAAUUGUGAAAAAAUACCCAACGGCGUUAUUAAGUCUCCAGUUAUUUCUAGUAGUCAUAUGAUAACCAUGGCAGACGGGCAGUAUCAGCUGAACGAUAUCCAGGAAACAGUCGUAAAACCACCGCCAAAUACCAUUGAAAGAAGUGAUGAUGUGUCAUUCAGAGUCUCUUGUCUUUAA
Saccoglossus kowalevskii is the source of this 3237-nucleotide messenger RNA. RefSeq lists its product as uncharacterized. Gene Ontology annotation, biological process: protein phosphorylation; cellular response to growth factor stimulus; BMP signaling pathway. NCBI's taxonomy places the organism in Eukaryota, Metazoa, Hemichordata, Enteropneusta, Harrimaniidae. The record is from RefSeq and is a predicted model, not a curated record. Gene Ontology annotation, molecular function: ATP binding; transforming growth factor beta receptor activity. Gene Ontology annotation, cellular component: signaling receptor complex; plasma membrane.